Messenger RNA from Haliaeetus leucocephalus (bald eagle), 3592 nucleotides. RefSeq names its product intraflagellar transport 81 (gene IFT81). Gene Ontology annotation, biological process: cilium assembly; intraciliary transport. NCBI's taxonomy places the organism in Eukaryota, Metazoa, Chordata, Aves, Accipitriformes, Accipitridae. Gene Ontology annotation, cellular component: intraciliary transport particle B; cilium; centrosome. The transcript is spliced from 18 exons. The coding region runs from base 184 to 2214 and encodes 676 amino acids. Gene Ontology annotation, molecular function: tubulin binding. The record is from RefSeq and is a predicted model, not a curated record.
GCGGGGGGCGGCUGGGCUGGCCCCCGCCGAGCCCGGUGCCAGCUCGCUGUCUCUGGGCUGCGGUGGGCCUCGCUGAGGUGGUGCCUUCACCCGCCUUCCCGACAGCCCCCAGCUCCCUCCGCCCGCCGAGGCCUCGUGACAUCUCUUCUGUCUUUUCUGCAGAGGUUUUUCCAGGACACGAUUAUGAGUGAUCAAAUCCAGUUCAUUGUUGAGAAGCUCAAUCAGGAGCCCUUCAGGAAGAACUACAAUUUAAUCACGUUUGACUCCUUGGAGUCAAUGCAGCUGUUGCAGCUGCUCAAUGAUGUUCUGGGGGAGAUUGACCCAAAGCAUGCUGUUGACAUUAGAGAGGAGCUGCCAGAACAAACAGCUAAAAGAAUGUUGAGUCUUCUUGGUAUCCUUAAAUACAAACCUCCAGGAAGUGUAUCAGACUUGAGUGCAUUUCGCCAAGGGUUAGUUACUGGAAGCAAACCUGUAAUUCAUCCUGUCUUACAUUGGCUUCUUCAGAGGACCAAUGAACUCAAGAAAAGAGCUUACCUGGCACGUUUCUUAGUAAAAUUGGAAGUGCCAGCGGAAUUCCUACAGGAUGAUACUGUGGCUGACAUCAACAAACAGUAUGAAGAACUGAUGGAAGCAUUUAAAAACCUACAUAAGGAGUGUGAGCAGCUCAAAACAUCUGGUUUAUCUACUGCAGAAAUAAGAAGGGACAUCAGUGCAAUGGAAGAGGAGAAGGAUCAACUCAUCAAAAGAGUAGAGCGCCUUAAGAAGAGGGUGGAGACAGUACAAAAUCAUCAACGAAUGCUUGAAAUAGCAAGACAGCUUCGCUUAGAAAAAGAGAGAGAAGAAUCUUUGGCUCAACAGAAACAAGAACAAAAAAAUCAGUUGUUCCACGCAGAGCAGAGACUGCAAAGAGCACAGCUUCAGCUGAAAGAGAUGCAUCAUGCAGUAGUGGAUUCAAAACCUGAAAGUUUAAUGAAGAAACUAGAAGAGGAGAUAAAUUUCAAUUCAUACUUGGUUACUGAAAAAAUACCUAGAGAGCUUGAAAGUAAGAAGAAUUCAACAUAUUUCCUACAAAAGGUGGUUGCAGAGCCAGCUAUGAGUCAAUCUGAUCUCAAUGCACUUGAAACCAAGAUAAAUGAAGUGAACGCACAAAUUAAUCAGCUUAUUGAGAAAAGAAUGAUGAAGUAUGAGCCAAUUGAUAGUAAAUUUUCUAUGUAUCGCCAACAGGCAUCUAUAAUUUCCCGGAAAAAGGAAGCCAAGGCAGAAGAACUUCAGGCUGCUAAGGAAGAGAUGGCCAGCGCUGAAAGGCAGAUGCUGCAGAAGACCAAUCAGGCCCAUGAGUUAGAAGGCUCUGAAGUUCUGAAAGGGGAUGAGUUUAAACACUAUGUUAAUAAGCUCCGGAGCAAGAACACAUUUUAUAAAAAGAAGCGACUGGAAAUAGCAGAAAUUACAGCUGAGUAUGGUAUCCUCCAGAGGACAGAAGAACUUCUAAAACAGCGCCACGAGGCUAUUCAGCAGCAGUUGCAAGCUAUUGAAGACAAGAAAGGUAUUUCUGGAUAUAGUUACACCCAGGAGGAGCUGGAAAGAGUAUCUGCAGUAAAGAGUGAAAUGGAUGAAAAGAAAGGCCGGACACUAGAUAACAUGUCUGAAAUGGUAAAAAAACUUAACAUUAUGGUGGCAGAGAAGAAGGCAAGCCUAGCUCCUGUUAUCAAAGAACUGAGGCAGUUGCGUCAAAAGUGCCAGGAAUUAACUCAAGAAUGUGAUGAAAAAAAAAUCCAAUACGACAGUUGUGCAGCAGGGUUAGAGAGCAAUCGCUCUACACUGGAACAGGAAGUGAAAGGACUUCUUGAGGAGUGUGUUCAGGAAGAAAGCAACUACCAUUAUAUUAACUGCAUGAAAAGGAAUCUAGAAAUACAGCUGCAGCGUGCUAAAGAAGAAAUGAAGGCAUACGUCUCCCCAGAUCCACAGGAGAGACGGAAGGCAAUUCGAGAACAGUAUACACGGAUGAUCCUUGAACAAGAAAACCUUGGGAAGAAAUUACGAGAGAAGCAGAAAGUUGUACGGGAAAGUCAUGGGCCAAACAUGAAGCAAAUUAAAAUGUGGCAGGAUUUUGAGCAGUUAAUGGAAUGUAAGAGAGAAUGUUUUCUGAAACAACAAAAUCAAACUGCCAUUGGUCAAGUCAUUCAGGAAGGAGGUAAAGAUAGGCUUGUAUUAUGAAUUCUUCCUUCUUGAUACCAACAUAAAGUAGGAAGACAGCGUGUUGGCUUCUUAAAGGUAACCUCUUACUAAAUAUUGCUGCUUUCGUCAUUUCUACAUAAAUUUGUUGUACAUUAUUUGGUUUUGGUGGAUAAACAAAGAGCACAACUAACCACUCUACGAAGCUUUUCCUCCAUUGUUUAAGUGACAACAUAACGCGGUUGGGAAGAUCUGUUACGAGAGCUGCACUAGGGUGAACCUCAUCGUAAAUCUUUGUUUUAUGAGGCUGGGAAUGGCAUGCAUCUGCAGAGAGAUCAAAGGAAAAGAAAUCCUUCUCCAGGGUCACAGAAAACUUAUGUAAUUGCUCUGCUCCUUAUUCUGUAUCAUCUAAGGUUACAUUUUUGCAAGGCCUGGGACUUGAUAUUGUAUAAUUGUGGACCUCCUGGCUUGGCCCUCUCCUUCCCUAUUGUCUUUAUUCAUCUAGUGUGACUGGCAAGAAUGGAGCCAUUUUCGCUCUGAGCUGCACAGACCUUGCCUGCACACUCCUAGUCAUACUUUCCUUGCACGGUUGAAUUAAACUGAUUGUGCUUCCAGGAGACAGUUCAUUGCUACAGUGUCAGGAGUAGGUUCAGAGAACAAUUACUUGGAUUCUGAACUUUUUCCAGUAUCUUUUGUUGUUGUUUUUAACAAAUAUAUUUUUCUUGCACAUAUACCGUCUUCUAAUUUUGCUGAGUUGCCCACAUGAAAGUGUAAAUGGUGGUUGACUAACGGCUUUCUCCACUGAGGACAUUUUGUGCUGUUUUGUCUGUGCAGUGUGGUUCAAAAGUGAUUACGCUACCCAAAGAGGAUCAUCCCAGGGAUGGAGGGUUAUUGAUGGAUGUAAAUAUGGCACAGGGGUUUGUGCAUAUAUUAGGGCAUGCAAAACAGGUAAAUAGGCAAGGCUGCUGUGUACUCUGGCUUUGAUCUGUGAGCUACAGGCAACUGUCACUGCCCUUAAAAUUGCAUCAUGAGACCCACAGCUGACCCGGUGUAAGAGGAAAGUAGGUGAGGCUUGAAACUGUCCCUCACGCUUCAUCGUCUCGGAUGAGCGCCUCUUAGCCACAAUCAAAGAUCAGAAGCAGAGAGAUAAGUCUGCGGGACCAGAACUCUUGCUAUUCUUCUUUAGUCUCUUGGCUUAUUGAAUUUCUAGAUAGGGUUGGGGGUUUUUUUUUGGUUUUUCCUGCCUGAAGUCGAAUGUCUUUUCAGGACAUAAAAAAUAAUUUUGCUUUCUCUGGUACCUAACUAUGAGAUCUUCUGCUGUUUUCUAUAUUAAGAGAGAGUAUGGUAAUUAUAUAUCAUUCCUAGUUUGCCUUUGCAUUAAAUGUAUUUGUUAACAGAACUAAAAUUAAAUCUGAUGACU